AUGGCGAGUAGCGGAGGGCACAUUCUAGUGCCUAAGGCAAUGCGCCUCCUGAAGUUCGGCUUCGACAAAGCCGCUCGGCUGAUCCGAGACCGUCUGCCCCAGACGGCCAAAGCAGUCGAGCCGCAGUCGCAGCCAGUCUUCGCACGCGUUUCUCGACAACCCAUCAACCGCCUUGCGGCCAUCAAGCAAUCUCAGAGCCGCUGGUACUCUACCAAGCAGGCCAUCAGCAACGCCUCUCGGCACUUCUCCUCAUCCACCGCUCCUCGAGCCUCACGGUCAUCCUUCCCUGCCUCUCGCACCGCAGCCGCGGUGUCCCGUCUGACAACCCGCACACCAUUUGCUACACAACUCCGACCGAAUCUGACGGGUGGAACACUCUCACGCAGCGCAGGUGGCUAUUCUCUCGGUGGACAAGGCGCCCGACACUUCUCUCACGCUCCUGCUGCACAAGCGCAGGUAGUACAGAACGUUUCACAAGCUGUCCGUGCCUUCUGGCUCUCUGGCAGUAAAGCUCGUUUUGAUGGCUUCAACUCUCGUACCGGCGAGAAGCGCUACCGUGCCGUCUCCGACCUUCAGGACGAUGUCCGCCAGACGCUCGACCUGCACGCCCCAGCUGCCAAGGGCGCCUUCAUCGACUUCAAGAUUUCUCCCAUCAUAACUGCUAUCGGUCCCUUGGCUGGCAUUCCCCGCUCCGGCACCAGCACUCCCUCCUGUGAGACCUCCGAUGGCUUUGCCGAAGCCACAGGCCUUGGCAACCCUAUGCUUCUCUCCAACCUGAGCAUUGACUUUGCCCGAGCGCUCAAGAACCUCUCUGCGGUUUUCAACGAUCUCAAGCACCUAUCCACGCUUGGGGAUCUGCCUAUCACUCUGCAUAACGCCGACACACUGCGCGUACGCUUUCCCGGCGUCGAUGCUGACACCGUGGAAGCCCUCUGCUUGGAACUCAACAUUCGCCGCGGCAUUGUAGGUCAAGACGAGGGCUUCGAGGAGCAGUGUGGCGCAGAGCUGGCUUUGCUGUUCCCCUUCGCCCCGUCCAGAACGCAUAGCCAGGUUGACUUCAAUGUUGUGACACGCCCGAAGAAGCGGUUGCGAGCCAGCAAGAAGGACAAAGUAGAGUGGGAGCAUAUGCUAAGUCCUGCGCAGUCGCCUGGCUACAGUCAUCGUUCCGAGACAAGUCAUUCGCUCAUUGAACCGGAGGAACUGGGCGAGAACCCGUGGCUGUCUUCGCCGUCCGGGUACUCGAGUCUGCACUCCUCGGAGUUGGACGGCCAGGGCCAGGAUGAUGUCGCGAUGUUCUUCACCCCGCACCACAUUUCGUACUCGCCACAGGGACCGGCUGACGCCGCAAGAUAUGAGGGCAUGGAAGGCAUCCACCGCUUCCUACAGGAGUGUGAGCGGGCGCAGCGCUAA
Molecule: messenger RNA, 1410 nt
Organism: Cyphellophora europaea CBS 101466
Lineage: Eukaryota; Fungi; Ascomycota; Eurotiomycetes; Chaetothyriales; Cyphellophoraceae
Exons: 1
Coding region: 1-1410 (469 amino acids)
Biological process (GO): proteasome assembly
Molecular function (GO): proteasome binding
Source: RefSeq, a predicted model, not a curated record